UUAUAUGUAGAACGUGGAGCAUGAAUGUACAUAUGUACAUAUGUUGGAUGCUGAAAGUAACUUGUUGGUAAGCGUUGCGGUGGCGCAGGUGCAAAAGUGCAACUACCAGCUGGCGGGAUAUGGCAUGGUGGACAAACUACGUUAGGUACUGGUACUUGUAGUAUAUUAGGUACCUACCUGAGUAUUAGUUUCGCGCAUUCGAGUUUCAGUUUCGCGAUUGCGCGUAUCCGUUUGAGCGAGCUGCAUCCAACAGCAAACAGGUGUUUUUGGCGUAUGCCUACGAUUAUCAUGUAUGUACGUACAUAGAUGUACAGUACAAAUAUGUCGUGUAUGUAAUGUACCGGUACGUACACGUAGCACGUACGUAGCUUCUUCUACCCGUUUGUAUUCUUAUCCAGCUUUAUCGUGUCGAUGCUUCGUCUUCGGUUCUGACUGUUGUCAACCUCAUUUCGUGACCGCAACGCAACGCAACGCAACGCAACGCAACGCACCACCUUUGAAAGAGUACGAGGCGGAGUAGGCUGCAGCGGUAGCAUCUGAGUCACAUGUGUGCGUAUGAAGACGUCGACGUGGACUGCGGCGUAUGCGAAAGUUUUUGUUACUGCACUGUUGGCGGCUACACUGGCGCAUUUCAUAUCAUCUACGACGUCUGGCGACGCGGCGCCUGUACCGGCGGUGACGAUGACGGUGCCUUCCGGCUCUACCACCACCAGAUCUAUUCAAGCUUGCGGCUCAGCGUUGGCCGAUCUACUCAAAAAAGUUUGUCGUAACGGGUACAAUGCGCCGCCACCUUUAUCCAAUCGAUCCGAUCAUCGUACGCAAUAUUCGAGAAACGAUGACGACGAUGGUCGAGAAAAACGAGCCAUCACGCGAGAAUGUUGCCUGCACCCCUGUACUUUGGCAGAUUUGUUACAAUACUGUAACAUCGCUUCUUCCAAAAAUGACUUGUGGCCGCAUCAUAGCGUCGGCGGCGGCGGCGGCGGCGGCGGCGGCGGCGGCUGUGUUGUCGAUGGUAAUACCAAUACCAAUGCGAGUACUACUGCUUCGGUGCCAACCACGAGUACUCGUCGCGGUCGCACCGAUACGGGCCUAGGCUUAGGCGUAGGCGCAACACGGAUUAAUUCGCCGCGGCGGUGGCCACCUGAAGCCAGCACGCUUCCCAACACGGUUGACUCGAAUCAAUGGAAUGUAAAAGCCAAACCCUCUGGCGCUAUCUAUUUCCGUCAGCAGAAUAAACCGUCGUCCUUCACCAUCGCCAUCGCCAAAGCCAAAGCCAACGAAAAACCACAAGGAUGAGAAAAUGGCGCGAGUAACUCCAUGUCUAUUGUCUACCCUCUGUGCAUAUAUGUACCUACACAUACAUGUACUUAUACUUACCUAUUGUACUUACGUGUAGCUGUAGAUAUUACGAGUACCUAUACGCGUAUAUUAUGGUAGCGACCGAGUAGGUAUAUCCUAUUCCGUAUUCCGUAUUCCGUAUUCGUAGAGAGAUUUGUCGGAUGCAUGGCAUUCAGGCAUUGCCGCAUUGGAUUGGCAUGGUAUGGCGGCGCGGUGCAAUUCGGUAGUAGGAAAGGCAUAUGGUUCGAUCCCCGGUCAGGGUGAACAUUUUUUUGUUGUUAGGAAGAUUUUAUUCCGUAUUUUAACGAAUCAGCCGCUUCCAACAGGCAUUUUUCCGCCGGCGAAUCCAUUGUCAAAUGGGGGCAGGCGGCACGCGGCACGCGGCAGCUUUCGAAUUGUCCCAACGGUCCCCAAGACAGUGACAGGGGCACAGACGAGAGAGAAAGAUCAACGCGAACAACUAAGUGUAAGUACAUAGGUACGUGUACAAUCGGUGUCACCCUCACUACACUACACUACACUACACUACACUACACUACUCGUAUUUACGGCGAAUCGCCUAUGCAACUUAUUUAACGCGCCGAUUGUUGCUUGCCUGGGUUGGGUGAGGUGAGGUGAUGAGAGUUGGCUCAGGGCAAUGUACGAGUAUUGCGGACUAACUUGACGAGCUUUAGUCGCAAGUGCUUCGUUGGUCUUGGUAUGUCUAUGUACGGAUACGAAUACGAGUCGAGCUUACCGCUUACAGCUGGAAUUGGUCGCCAAGCCGCCACGCGCCAGUACCCCCACACCCACACCCCACGAUACGCAAGCGGUUGCAUUUGCAAUGUGUUGUACGUACACGUAGUAUGUACUUACGAUUAGUUACUUACCUCCCUAGUCUCUACAUAAGUACUGCAUACUCGUAGUCGUAUGUAUAGCUGGAGCUGGUAACCUGGUAUUACGUAUCGUCAUACGAAUGCUGAUUGGCGAUUGGCCGUAAUACUCGUGUUAAACGUUGGGCACCUACGCUACGCUACGUUACGUGUUACGUACUCUCUCGCCCUCGCCUAGGCGUAUCUCAGCUUACGCAAUAAUUCAUCGUAGGUAAUGUUCGGUGUUACGAGAUGCUCUAUGUAAUACUACUCGUAGUAUCAAUACGUAUGUAUACUCGUACGAGACAUGUAAAUUACUCGUAGCUACCUGUACCUACCUUCUUGUAUUGUUUAUGUAGAUUGUAGAUGUACCGUAUGCGGUAUGCGGUAUCGGUAUGUACAUAUACAUUGUGCCACUGUCCAGUACGUUGACGUUCAUCUAUUCGACAUUUCAAUAGGUAGGCAGUAGGCACUAGGCCGAAGCCCCAAGGCCCUAGGGGUAGCGUAGCUUUCUGAUACGAGGUGCCGCCGAAUAUACGAGUAUCGUGGUCGACAACGACAAAUGGUCUGCGCGCAAUUUCCACUCGCUCUCUGUUCGAAACCAAAAUUGUAGGAUUUUGAUUGGGAAUUACGCGCGAUGCCAUUGCCAUUGCCAUUGGCCACGCAUCCACCAUCCACCGUCCAUCAAAUACUCGUAGCAAAUCUUAAGAGCGUUGAGCGAUGAGGGCCAAUCAAACAAAAUACACCAACACCGUGAACGUAUGAAAACUUUUAUCGAUUUAAUAAAUACGUAAAACGAAAAAUAAAAUUGUUCCACAUUCGUUCCACUAGACACGAAGCACGCAGAGGCGUAGCGAAAGUAGGCAGCGGGGAAAGGUACCUCGUUUCACGGAAUGCAGGUAUGUAGGUCUAGGUACCUAGGGGCGAGGCGAGGCUAGGCAAGACUAGACGUACGAGUACGUCCAACUCUCUAGAUCGAGACUCGCCACCGCGCCGCCGGUUCCCGAUAACCUUACUUUUUUCUUUCUGUAUUUUCAUUUUCAUUUUCGUCCACUUUCGAGGUGAGAUCGCAAUUCGCAACUCUCUCCAAAACGUGAGUGCCUCGUUACGCCUCCGCCAUACACUUCGUAAAUUUAUGUAUCAAGUAAACAGAUUCUUACUCUACAUUAUUCUUUAUUAAUGUGCAAAAUGUUCAACUAACUAAAUCAUACGAGAAUAUUUUCACUUGUUACAAAGAAAAAUUUACUCGCGUAAAAAAAGUAGGUAUCUAAAUAGGUAAUACUUAAAUAGUAUUUCAAAAUUAACCAACGGGUAAACGCUACGGUUUCAUUAUUUAUUAUUGUUAAUUUCUUUUUUUCCUUUUUUAUCCUUUUUUUCAAAGUAGGUAGGUAAAUUCUUUCGAACGUUUUACUUCGUUGUUUUUCUUGUUUUGCUUUUUAAUUCGUAAUUCGCAUUCGUAUAUAUGUAUUAAUAAAAUAGAAAUAGAUAUACUUACAUACGAAUAUCUAUAGACCUAUGUAUGUAGUAUAAUAUGCAAAAAGAAUUCACAUUACUUUUGGCUUUUUUUUUUUGGUCAAUUUUUUUGGUUUUAUUUUAUAUAACAAAAACUGAUAUAUUUACGUAUUCAAAGUAAUAAAAUGUAGUAAAAAAAAAAAAAAAAAAAAAAAAAAAAA
Messenger RNA from Planococcus citri (citrus mealybug), 3862 nucleotides. RefSeq lists its product as uncharacterized. The record is from RefSeq and is a predicted model, not a curated record. NCBI's taxonomy places the organism in Eukaryota, Metazoa, Arthropoda, Insecta, Hemiptera, Pseudococcidae. The transcript is spliced from 5 exons. Bases 556 to 1296 code for a protein of 246 amino acids. Gene Ontology annotation, cellular component: extracellular region. Gene Ontology annotation, molecular function: hormone activity.